AAAAUAUAAAAAUAUAAAUUAAAUUUUAUUAUUAAAAUAUUUUUAUAUCCGCAGUGUGCUCGUGUUUCACUCUUGCGGAUAUAUAAAUUCGGACUCCUUGGAGUUCUUCUCCGUCUCACUUCUCUUCCCUGUCCCCUCUCUCUCUCUCUCUCUCUCUCUCUCUCUCUCUUCUCUCUAAACCACUCGAAGCCAGGGUUUCGCCAAAGUGAUCUCGCACCCCCCAGCCAUGGAGGAGGCCCCGAGGAAGACGAAACCGGAGGAGGAAUCCUCUCCUCCAAAGGAUGGAUCGCCUCUCGCACCGGAGCCGAAGAGGCAGCGGAUCUCCGGCGAGGAGGAGGACGGCGGCGGCGCCGGAGGAGGAGGAGGACGGGCGGAGGAGGAGGAGGAUAUGCGAUGGGAAGCUGCGGCUGCUAAUGCGGCUAAGUAUAUCGCAGAAUUUAAAGCAUUUGAGCAAACUAUGAAAACAAACAACGAAAAUCUUGCCCUGCUUGAAGCAAAUUUUCGGCCAGACAAGGAUUACAAAAAGUUCAUCUCUGCACUCAAGAAGUGCAACCAAGAUGUUUUAAAUUGUUUUGGUCAAUUGAUCGAGAAAUCCGAGAUGAUGCUGCAUGUCUUGAUCGAUGGUGGACCAGUUUAUUCCUCAUUACCUGAUGAUGCAGAGUUGAGUAUUGCUAUUCAGUGCAUUGACCAUAUGGAGAGCAAAUCAACUGAUGUGGAUGAUGCCAUUACGAUUGGGUCGACUUCAUUCAUGUUAGAUGCCGAUAAUACUGAUCGAGAUAAUAAUUAUUCUGACGCAGAGAAAGACAAUGAUGUUUCUGACAUGGAUACUAUUUUUGAGCAUGAUUAUGAAUACCAUGAUCAUCAAAGUAGCAGAGUUGAAUCAUUAGAUAAUGAGCCUCAUGUUGGGAUGGAAUUUGAUAGUUUUGAAGAAGCUAGAGACUUUUACAACAUAUAUGCAUUUAAAGCAGGCUUUAGUAUUCGAAAAACUUCCCAUUACAAGGCAAAAAAACAUGAUAAUAUGGUGACUGCACACCAAUACUGUUGUUCAAAACAAGGUCACUCAACGCGACCUUCCCACGAAAAUGAGAAGACUACUGGCUCUGAUGUCCAAGGCACACCACAGAAAGACAAUCCAAAUCGACGUACUGGCUGUAAGGCGCGCAUGAGGGUGAGAAUGGUGGAACCACAGAAGUGGAUCAUAGUAACAUUUGAAAAGGAUCACAAUCAUGAGUUGAUUACUACUCCAACGAAGACUUUCUUUCGAUCACACAAGACCAUCACAACUGAGCAGAAACAAUUGAUUUAUAUGUUAAAUGAGCAAAAUAUCUCCACCUCACAAAUAAUGUCCUUUUUGGCAGCCAAAGAGGGAGGGAGGAACUAUGUUCCUUUCACACACAAAGAUGUAAGCAGCGAGGUGGCAUUGAAAAAUAGGAGUUUCAAUGGAAUUGAUGUGUCGAGUGCUUUAAAUUACUUUCGUGAGAUCCGAUUGAACGAUCCAUCCUUUUUCUAUGCUGUCAACGUUGAUGAGGAACACAUGGCACGAAAUUUAUUUUGGGUUGAUGGGAGGUCACGCAUGGCUUAUCAACAUUUCAGUGAUGUUGUAACAUUUGAUACGACAUACAUGACAAACAAAUACAACAUGCCGUUUGCUCCCUUCAUUGGUGUGAAUCACCACAAGCAAUCCAUAUUUUUUGGUUGCGCCCUUAUUAGAGAUGAGACAGCUAGUACAUUUGUUUGGUUAUUUAGAACUUGGUUGCAAGCGAUGGAGGGACAUCAUCCAAAAGCUAUUAUUACCGAUCAAGACCCAGCUAUGAAGAAAGCAAUCGAGGAGGUCUUUCCAAACACCGUUCAUAGAUGUUGUUUAUGGCACAUCAUGAGGAAAGCGAGAGAGCAUCUAGCUUUACUCUAUAGCACAAAGGAGGGCUUUGAAGAGGAACUAAAGUCAUGUAUAAAUUAUAGUUUGACGAUAAAGGAAUUUGAAACUGAGUGGGUCUCAUUGAUUGAGAGAUAUAACUUGCAUGAUAACAAUCACCUAAGUUUGCUAUGGAGAGGAAGACAUCAAUGGGCUCCAGUGUUUUUUCGAGAUACCUUUUUUGCAGGAAUGUCCAUGUCACAAAGUAGUGAAGGCAUGAAUGCUCUAUCGAAGAUACUAUUGGACUCAUGUACUUCCGUCUAUAAAUUUGUGCAACAAUUUGAAAAACUUGUUGCAAGUCGACAUGAGAAAGAGGAUGAACAGGAUUUUAAGACAGCCAGUGGGGAAGCAUCUUUAUGGUCAUAUGAUCCAAUUGAAAAACAAGCUCGAGAUGUCUACACACAUACUUUAUUUAAAGAAGUCAAGAGGCAGUUGAAGUAUGCUACUGGAUAUCGCCUUGUAGAGUUGCAGAAGAAUGUAUCAUACAAGAUCAGCAACUUCAUGAAUCCUGAUCUCCGAAAGCAAAGCUUAUGCUCAUAUAUAGUUUCAGUAGAUCUAUCAGAGAAGAAAAUCAAUUGCAACUGCAAAAUGUUUGAAUUUGUUGGUAUUCUAUGCUCACAUAUAUUGAAGGUUAUGUCUUAUAUUGGAAUAGAUGCGAUACCGCCACAUUAUAUUUUGAAGAGAUGGACUAAAUAUGCCAAGAAAGUUGCAUUAUCUGGUAGAUUGGAUCUUAUUACGAACAAUGGGCUUGCAACUUCAAACACUCAGCGGUUUGAAUCACUAAAUUUACGAGCACAGAAAGUUAUCAUUGAAGGAUCUAGGAGUGCACAAGCCUAUCAGGUUGCAUGCCAAAAAAUAGACCUACUAGCCAAUGAGCUUGCGGCAAUGAAUCUUACCCCACUGCAUGUAGGGAGGGGAUAGUGAAGGAUCAUGCACCUGGGAGGCUUGUUGUACCACAACCAAGUCAAUUUAAUAUGGAAAUGGAAGGAUUUGGUCCGAAGGACCCUCCACAGUCACAAUGCAAAAGGAGGGAAAGAGACCUUCAAGGAUUAAACCACCUGCUGAAGUUAGAAGUAAAAGCUCUAGAACUUGCAAAAGAUGUCAAAAGAAAGGUCACAAUAUUGGAACUUGCAAAGAGGUAAAUCCUGAAGCUUCAAAGAUGGAUGCUGACGGCAACAAAAGUAAUGAAGAAAGCACGUAGGAUGAUGACCGAAAACAUUAUGGAGAUUCUUUUUUUUAGAUAUCAAUCUCAUUAAUAAUUCAUCUUCAAUGUAUGAAGUGGAUCUAUUUAUAAUUUUGUGACGUUACUACUAUGCAAUCCUUCCUAAACUGUGAAGUGGAUGUCCUCAAAGGGCAAAUAUGUUUUGUUUU
This is a messenger RNA of Ananas comosus (pineapple), 3283 nucleotides long. RefSeq names its product protein FAR1-RELATED SEQUENCE 5-like. Gene Ontology annotation, biological process: regulation of DNA-templated transcription. The record is from RefSeq and is a predicted model, not a curated record. Lineage: Eukaryota; Viridiplantae; Streptophyta; Magnoliopsida; Poales; Bromeliaceae. The transcript has 6 exons. Gene Ontology annotation, molecular function: zinc ion binding. The coding region runs from base 227 to 2833 and encodes 868 amino acids.